Molecule: messenger RNA, 2186 nt
Organism: Fundulus heteroclitus (mummichog)
Lineage: Eukaryota; Metazoa; Chordata; Actinopteri; Cyprinodontiformes; Fundulidae
Product: thyrotropin receptor-like
Exons: 11
Coding region: 1-2181 (726 amino acids)
Biological process (GO): G protein-coupled receptor signaling pathway
Cellular component (GO): membrane
Molecular function (GO): thyroid-stimulating hormone receptor activity
Source: RefSeq, a predicted model, not a curated record
AUGAAGCCUGACCUGAAACUCCCUUCUUUUAUUUUCUUAUUCAUUGGACUUUCUUUCCCCGUGGAACACUGUCCACCUAACUGCAACUGCGACUGGAGAAUCAACAGUGUGUCGUGUACUGGAGUUGAAGUUGUGCCUGUUUUCCAUUGCUCCGUACAGGAGGUGUGGUUUGUGAGGACAAAGCUUGCUUCUAUUCGUCAACACACGUUUGCCAAUUUGCCCAACAUUUCCCACAUAUACAUCUCUGAUGAUAUUGCCUUAAGAUCGCUUGAGAGGCAUUCUUUUUACAACUUGUCCAGAGUCAUGCACAUAGAGCUACAUAGCAUCAAAACCCUGACAUACAUUGACCAACAGGCAUUUAAAGAACUUCCAAACUUAAAAUAUCUUGGGAUCACCAACACGGGCCUAACCUCAUUUCCUGUUCUACAAUACAUUCAGUCCAGACAGGAGGAUUUUAUUUUGGAAAUAGUGGAAAAUGUCUUCAUACGACUUAUCCCUGCCAAUUCUUUCACUGGAGUAUCUGAGAAUGCUUUGACCAUCGUGCUGAACGGCAAUGGUUUGACAGAGAUCAAGGACUUUGCUUUUAAUGGUACCCAGCUGGAAGAAGUAUACCUUCACAGAAAUAUGGAUUUGGAACAUAUCGCCGAAUUAGCAUUUUAUGGGGUGAUUCAUGGACCAACUCACUUAGACCUUUCAGAAACCAAAGUAAACUCUUUGCCUUCAAUAGGCAUGAGCAACAUUGAGAAGCUUCAAGUUAGUAAAACAUGGGAACUCAAAGCUCUGCCUCCGUUGAGUGCCUUUCUUCAUUUGCAGAGUGCUCACAUGACCUUUCCAAGCCACUGCUGUGGUCUUAAAAUGCUUAAAAGAUGGAGAAGAGAGGCAAUUUUCUGCAACCUAACCAGGGCAGCUCUUGCAAAGCUACAGAAGUCCUCUCCGGAUUUCUCGGAUAAGCCUCUGGGAAACGGUCUCUUCUAUCAACUGAAAGACAACUCUGUGGCCCCAACUGCUGGAAGCGCAUAUCAUGAUCUGAACAACCUCAGCAGCGGGUGUUCAGAGAAACAGGCUCAAGAUGAGGGCUUGUUUCUUGUGGAUUUAUCCUCAGAGCAGUUUGGAGAAGAGUUUGACUUUGCUCUGUGUAAUGAUCUCUACAAAGACAACGGACCCAUGUGCACACCUCUGCCUGACGCCCUGAACCCCUGUGAGGAUGUGAUGAGUCAAGGCUUCCUACGGGUGUUGGUCUGGGUGGUCAGUUUGUUAGCCAUUUCAGCAAACUCCUUUGUGUUGCUCGUCCUAUUGACAUCCAAUCAGAAGCUGUCUGUCACCCGUUUCCUUUUGGGUCACCUGGCUUUUGCCGACGGCUGUAUGGGGAUGUAUUUAUUGUUGAUCGCACUGGUUGAUUUCUACACACACUCUCAUUAUUACCAUUACGCUAUUUCCUGGCAAACGGGAAGUGGCUGCAACCUGGCAGGGGUUUUAUCAGUGUUUGCCAGUGAGUUAUCUGUGUACACAUUGACUUCAAUCAGCUUUCAGCGCUGGCACGCAAUCUUCAAUGCCAUGAGGCCGGAUAGACAAAUGAGGCUUCGGCACACAGCUGUGCUGAUGCUGAUUGGGUGGUUACUUUGUGGGACCAUUGCCUUUUUGCCAGUGCUUGGGGUGAACACUUACCAGAGAGUGAGCAUUUGUUUGCCUAUGGACACUGAGACAGCUGUUGCUCAGUUUUAUAUUGUUUCUGUUCUGACUAUAAAUGUUCUGGCUUUCAUAGUAGUCUGCCUAUGUUACCUGCACAUCUACUAUAUGGUCCACAAUCCCCAGCAUGAUUCCAGCAGGUGUGACACCAACAUGGCCAAACGCAUGGCUGUUCUUAUUUUUACCAACUUUCUGUGCCUGGCUCCUGUUUGUUUCUAUGGUUUGUCUGCAGUGCUCCACCAGCCACUGAUGACAAUAACCGAUUCUAAGGUUCUGCUCGUGCUCUUCUAUCCGCUGAACUCUUGUGCUCACCCCUUUUUUUAUGCCAUCCUGACUAAGGCAUUUCACAGAGAUAUCCUGUUGCUGUUCAGCCGGAUGGGACUGUGCCAGAGGCAAGCAUACCUCUCUCGAAGCCAUUUUCUCAGCAUCACUCCACACAUUUACAGAGAGACGUUGCCUGGCCGCACAGUCAGGCAACAACAUCCAAAAGCAUGAGUCAC